AUGACUGCUUUCAACCCCCUUACUGCUAUUCUAACUCAAAACAAACUUGAGGGUCCGAAUUAUGUUGAUUGGAAACGAAACUUGGAUAUUGUCCUAAUUGCUGAAGAGUUCAAAUUUGUGCUUGAUGAGGUGUGUCCAGAAAAACCUAUAGAAGAUGUUACGGAUGAUGGACAGAAAACUUACCAAAAUGGGUUAAGGCUGAUGAGAUGGCGUGGUGUUACAUUCUGGCAUCUAUGUCGAAUGUUCUGCAACAUCAACAUCAGUUCAUCAGUUAGGGACUAUGUUCUGAAGAUGAUGAGUCUUCUGAGUGAACUGGAGGUCUUUGGAGCUAACAUUGAUAAGGAUACAGGUUGA
Messenger RNA from Nicotiana tabacum (common tobacco), 354 nucleotides. RefSeq lists its product as uncharacterized. NCBI's taxonomy places the organism in Eukaryota, Viridiplantae, Streptophyta, Magnoliopsida, Solanales, Solanaceae. The record is from RefSeq and is a predicted model, not a curated record.